Messenger RNA from Pseudocercospora fijiensis CIRAD86, 1310 nucleotides. RefSeq lists its product as uncharacterized. The coding region runs from base 1 to 963 and encodes 320 amino acids. The record is from RefSeq and is a predicted model, not a curated record. Gene Ontology annotation, molecular function: structural constituent of ribosome. Gene Ontology annotation, cellular component: mitochondrial small ribosomal subunit. NCBI's taxonomy places the organism in Eukaryota, Fungi, Ascomycota, Dothideomycetes, Mycosphaerellales, Mycosphaerellaceae. Gene Ontology annotation, biological process: mitochondrial translation. The transcript has a single exon.
AUGGCGGCGCCAUUGAAACGAUUGUGUCAUCAGGCGGCACGAACGACAUCAAGACACACGCGUACACGAUCGAUACGACCUUCCUUCAUCCCCGACUCGCAAUGCCAGGCCUCGCAACAACGUUGCUACCAGUCAUCCCGUCCGUCUUCGGCGGCAACACAAUUAGACGAGAUCGAUGAAGAUGACUUCGACGGAUAUCUGGAAGCAUUGGACGAGAAACUACCGGACGAGGGCCUUUUGCCAUCAAUGGCACACGCCGAACUCGAACAGCAUCGCGAGCUGCGAGAAAUGGUCCGACUUGCCGCCUGGGAAAUGCCAUUACUCUCACAACUAGCGCAACCGUAUGAGAAGCCAGACAAAGCAAAGCUCCCUCUGAAAUGGCGAUACACAACCUAUUUCAGCGAGCAACACCCGGCGAGCAGGAAAGUGGUCUGCGAAUUUAGAAUCUCUGACAUUUCCCAACUGGCUUUCGCCAAAGACGAGGAGACGCGAGAGAGACAAAUUUUGAAGCUCAAGAAACUCUGCGGAGCACGACUCAACCCACAAUCCUCUUCCGUGAAGAUGAGCUGCGAAAGUUUCGAGACGCAGGCACAGAAUAAGAGAUAUUUGGCGGAUACUAUCAACAAGCUUAUCGCGGAGGCGAAAGAUCUGGAGAGUGGAGAUAAUUUUGAGGAUGUACCGUUGGAUACGAGACAUCAUAAGCGAAAGGUUAGGUUGCGGUUUCCGAAGGAGUGGAAGAUGACGGAAGAGAAGAGGAUGGCGUUGGAGGCGAAGAGAAAUCCUCCGGCGCCGCCUGCGGAGCUGGAAGCGGGCGAGGGAGUGGAGGAGGAUGGUAUGCAGGCUGAGCAGGCGUCGGCUUUUCUGUCUGAGGAUAUUGAAGAUUUGGAGGAGGAGGAAGAACCUUUUAUGGUGCAGGCUAGACAGCCGCGGCAGACAGGCAAUACGGGGCAGAACGGACGAUAGGCCUGAAGGCGUGAAUGUACAGAUGUUCGAAGAUCAAGCAGUUGUGUGACUGGUCUAUUGAUGUUGAGUUCGGCAUGCUAGUGCGCCAAAAGACUUACUUCGGACAAGCGACGCCUGCCACCUGAGCACUGGUGAGAAGCCAGUGACACCUCGCUGGCAACCUUGCGACCAGGUACUAGCACAAUAUCAUGAUGCAUAAUUGGCCUUUUUUUGCUUGAACUUCGCAUGUGACAGUACCUAGGAGCAACUGAAGGUCAAUCAAGUGAAUAGCGAACCACUUUCAGUACAAAGUGAAUCAAUAGCAUGUGAUCCGGCCUGAAGUGAGGUUGACUCCGAGGUCCGCACGU